Messenger RNA from Symbiodinium natans, 1293 nucleotides. Lineage: Eukaryota; Dinophyceae; Suessiales; Symbiodiniaceae. The record is from the annotation of a GenBank genome assembly.
AUGAGGUUCAGCUCCCUCACGCGCGUCGACGAGGAGCUUAGGACCAAGGCAGCUGAGGUGGACGCCGAACAGGCGAAGGCUGGGAAGAAAACCUAUGACAGUGAGGAUGUCAGCCAUCGACCAGGCAUUUGCGCGCGGAUUGUGGGAUCUCCCUUGUUCGACAUCAUCUUUGCAUGCUUGAUUCUGACCAACGCGGUGUUCAUUGGGGUCGAAGUGCAGUACGGGCUGGACAAUGGCGAAGACCACUGGGUGUUCCAGGCAGGCCGAAACAUCUACACGGUGCUGUUCAGCUUCGAGCUCUUCGUUCGCUUGGGAGCACAGCGAAAAGACUUCUUCUGUGGUGAGGACCGGAGGUGGAACUGCCUUGACUCCGUCAUCGUUUUUGCCUCGUGGUGGGAGGUCGCCGUGGAAAUUCAGCUGUUGCUGAGCCCGGAUGGUACUGAUAGUACCUUCGCCGGGAUCACCGGCAUACGUACGCUCCGGAUCAUCCGCAUCACGCGGCUGGUGAAAGUUGCGCGCCUGGCGCGGGUUCUCCGCUUCGUCAUGGCCCUACGGACGCUGACGCAGUCCAUCCUCUACACCCUGAAGUCCUUGAUUUGGGCCAUGGUUCUGCUUCUGCUCAUCGUGUACAGCUUCGGGAUUCUCUUUACCCAAGUGGUGAACGAUGCGUUUGAGAGUGAGGAGGUCAACCUCAGCGAAUUCGAAAGGGAGAUGGGGCUGCGCUACUUUGGGAACCUCUGGAGAGCCAUGACGGCCCUCUACAUGAGCAUCGCCGGAGGCGUUAGCUGGGAGCAGGUGCUGGAUCCCCUGCAGGCGAUCAGCUGGGUGUGGGUACUGAUGUACAUCUUCUACAUUGCCUUCUCGUCGCUGGCCGUUUUAAACGUGGUGACGGGCGUCUUCUGUCAAAGUGCUAUUGAGAGCGCCCAAAGCGAUCACGACAUGGUGAUCCAGUCCAUCUUGAACAACAAGGAAGCCCACAUCGAGAAGAUCAAGAUGUUGUUCACAGAGAUCGAUGCCGCGGAAAGCGGGGUCAUUACCUUCCAGAUGUUUCAGGAGAGGAUCAUGUCCCAGGAAGUCAAGACGUACUUCGAGUCAAUUGACCUGGACGUGUGGGAUGCAUGGACAUUUUUCAAGCUUUUGGAUAUGGAUGCUGGAGGUGCCGUGGAAAUCGAAGAGUUUCUGUUGGGAUGCCUGCGCCUGCGGGGCAACGCUAAAGCAAUGGACAUUGCAAAGCUUUGCCACGACCAAACGUGGCUCAUUCGAGAGCAAGCGCGUCGCCUGGCUGAUCCGUAG